This is a messenger RNA of Trachymyrmex septentrionalis, 6943 nucleotides long. RefSeq names its product cadherin-89D (gene Cad89D). Gene Ontology annotation, molecular function: calcium ion binding; cadherin binding. Gene Ontology annotation, biological process: homophilic cell-cell adhesion. Bases 618 to 6257 code for a protein of 1879 amino acids. The transcript has 22 exons. The record is from RefSeq and is a predicted model, not a curated record. Lineage: Eukaryota; Metazoa; Arthropoda; Insecta; Hymenoptera; Formicidae. Gene Ontology annotation, cellular component: catenin complex; plasma membrane.
UGUUCGAGGUGUUCGAGACUCGUAGGAGCGGCGCGGAUCGGAUCACCUGAAAUCGAUUCAAUCGGGGACGGGCGUGUGUGUUUCAGAUCGCAGAAAUCUCCCUCCCGUCGGGAAGGGAACGCAGGUGCGUGUAUCGAAAGUGGUGAACACGAGCGCGGAUCAACAUCCAGCCGCGGCCAAUGCCAGUCACUUGUGAAACGUGAAACGCGAAACUGGGCGAAAGUUUUGCGCCGUGUCCACCGAGGUGGACAUCGAAAAAGAGAGACAGAGAGAGAGAGAGAGAGAGAGAGAGAGAGAGAGAGAGAGAGAGAGGGAGAGGGAGAGGGAAAGAGAGAAAGAAGGGUAAUACUCUCGAAGGAAUCCCGAAGGAGAUUUCAUUCGACAAACGACCGUGUCAUACGCUCGCUUCCAUUAUCUUUCAGUAACGAGUUGGACGGAGUUACUGAAUCAGAGUGUCGGUCGGAGUGUCCUCGGUGUGCACGCGUGAGACCUUGGGUUUCCGGUGGAACUGAAAGAAGAGCUCGGAGCUUGCUACUGAACGUCAGGUGCGAUUGAGCAAGGGAUGUACGUGGCUACAACGUGACUGACGCGCACCGGAAGCAGAGAGGAAGCCAAAAAUGUCGCUGCGAAGGAGGACGUCCACCUUUCCACCGCCGCAUUCCUGGCUGAUCACGGUGGUUCUGCUGAUUUUUUCCGUCCAAGUUCAGCGUGUAACAGGAUGUCAGUUUUAUCCUGUCGGAGAGUACUUGAAAUUCGUGCGGGUACCGGAGAAUCUGGAAACAGGGACUGAAAUUCUUUCGCUAGAGGCACAUCCUAGAAAUCGACUGUCCAUUACGCCAGUCGACAAGGAGGAAGACGCCGGCUUCUUCGCUUACAAGGAAACGAACGAGACGCACGUUUCUCUGAUUUUGGCGCAAUCCCUGGAGGAUCUGGUGGAUGCGGAGUCCCCGAGGAACUUAUUAAAAUUUCGAGUCUCCUGCGACUUCGGCUCUGGUGACUCACUGGUAUCGUCGCAUUUGUCGGUGACGAUCUACGUGGAGGAUAUAAACGAUCACGCGCCACAAUUUGUCGACGCGCCUUAUCACGUGACGGUGGACGAGCUUACGCCAGUCGGUGUGACGAUAUUUCGCGGGAUUCACGCGCUGGAUGGCGACAAGCCGAACACGCCGAACAGCGACGUUUAUUACGCUAUCGUGAAGGGAAACGAACAAGGGAAAUUUUCUCUCGAGUCCGGGCACAGAACCGCCCUGAUACUCCGGAAGCCAGUCGACUACGACAGCGGAGAUCGCGAAUUCACCUUGGUUAUUACUGCGACUGAUCGUGGUGUCCCUGCCAGGAGCACGAACAGCACCGUAAAAAUUACUGUGGUGGACAACGAUGAUCUUGAUCCGAAAUUCACGCGAGACAUCUACAAGGCGAAAAUUUAUGAAUUUUAUCCUAUGCCGGAAUAUCCAAUUUUUACAGAGAUAAACUUUACCAAUCCGAUCCACGCGGCCGAUCGCGAUCGAGAUAUAAAUGUGCCAGUACGAUACGAUAUAAUAUCCGGCAAUGAGAGGGGUUUCUUCCAUCUUGAUCCGAAAAAUGGAUCGCUGUUUCUGAAACGUGCGAUUGAUCUCGACGCCGAGCGAAGCUUGCCGGGCAAUACGUUUAAUCUUCAAAUUCACGCGUCGCAGGUGGAUAACCCAUUGAAAAUGACCGUCGCGCGGGUUGAGGUCGAAGUGUUGGACCUGAAUGACAAUCUACCGCAGUUCGAGGUCGAUCUUUACAACAUCAGCAUCGUGGAGAAUCUGCCGAACGGCUUCAGCGUACUGCAGGUGAUCGCGCGCGACAAGGACCAAGGCGAAAACGGGGAGUUCGAUUAUCAGCUGGAGGAUUUGUCUGCCGCCUUCUCUGUAGACCCACAAUCUGGCUGGCUCACCGUAAAGGACCAGACAAUCUUGGACCGCGAGAAGCGCGAUCAUCUGAAAAUGAAAGUCUACGCCGUGGAGCACAGGCCGAGCGUCGUUGUGACGGGUGAUGAAUCCAAAGGAUCUUCCGUGGAUGUUGAAAUUACUCUCCUCGACGCUAACGACAACAAUCCCAUUUUCGUGCCAGGCAAUCUUUACGAAUUAGUGGCGAGGAGUGACGUGAAGGUCGGCACCGUGCUGGGUCAAGUGCAUGCGGUAGACGACGAUUUGGGUCCCAACGGAUUGGUUCGCUAUCGAUUGCAGAAACCUGGCAACUCCACACUUCGGAAGCCGCCGUUCUUGGUAAAUGAGAGCACGGGCCUGAUCACGGUAUCGGAAAGUCCGAUACUCGAAGGUAGACACGCGAUUUUCGUGGAAGCAGCUGAUCAGCCGGCGAAUCCCAGCGAGAGGAGAUUCUCUUUAGCGGUUGUCACGGUGGACGUUUUUCGAGCGGACGGUCCAAAUUCGUGGGAACCAGAUUUCAUCGGCGCGCCUUAUGAGUUCUGGGUCGGUGCGAAUGUGCCCGUAGGUACCAGUGUCGGGCAGAUUCGCGUAAACGACGCUGUUAAAACUAACGAUCUUAUCUACGAUCUUCUACACGGCUACGAAGAGGGAGUUCCAUUUGCUGUGGAGGAGCGCUCAGGCACAAUAACGGUUGUGGAGGAGAUCGAGCGCUUUGACCGUUCCAUAUACGACUUCGAAGCGAUCGUCAGCGACGAAAGGGAACUGACACUGAUCACGAACGUUUCGAUCCACGUGGUGGAUCCGAAUGACAAUCGGGGUAUCUUCACAAAGGGAACGACCACUGCUCCUCUGAUUUUCCAUGUAAAAGAGAAUGUUCCCGGCGCAAUGAUCGGCCAAGUGCUUCCGUAUAAUGGCACAACGGCGGCUAUGUCCGGUACUCAGUUUCUUAUCGUCAAUCAGCAGGAUGUGCCCGAUAUUGCCAUUAUGGAUGACGGUUCUCUCUAUGCUCCUCAAGGUUUGGAUCGCGAGGCAAGGGAGAAUUACAGUAUCACCGUGAUUGCCGAGAGCUUACGCGGCGUGGGCGUGUUUCAAGUGCGAAUAGUCGUGGACGACGAAAACGAUCACGCGCCGGAAUUCACGUUGUCCGCUUACGAAGGUCGGAUUAUGGAGAACAGUCCUGCGGGAACGGAAGUUACUCUGACAAAUCCGAUUGCGGCGAGCGAUAAAGACGAGGGCGAAAAUCGAGACUUUACGUUUGCAUUACAGGGCGACGGUAGCAGCCAGUUUAGAAUCGAUCCGAUAAUGGGCCAAGUGUACUUCGAGGGUAUCGACGACAGUGUCCUGGAUCGCGAGACAAGGCCGAACUACGAAUUCCAAGUUAUCGCCACUGACAGGGGCGGAUUGCAGUCAGAGAGUACUUUGAGGAUAACGGUGCUCGACGAGAAUGACAAUCCCCCGAAGUUCAUACGGAUGGUAGUCCUGCCGGAUCAGGGUGUGCGCGUAUCGUAUAAUCCAAGUGACGAGAAUACAUCUGCCGAGAAGGACGAGACAGAAGAUGUAGAAGCUCAACCUGAAACUUCAGAUGGUGAACGGCGCUCGCCGUUACUGUUGGUGCCGGAAAAUACGACGAUUGGCGUACCGAUAAUACGUCUGUUGGCGGACGACAAAGACGAGGGCGCGAACGCAGCGAUAACGUACAGUCUAGGAAAUGAGACAACUUCCAGUGGAGCUCGAUCGCGUCGUUAUGAUGCGACUAGCCGUCGUUACUUCCAUCUCGAUCCACGCACAGCCGAGAUAUCUGUCGCUCGGAGCUUACCGCCGGAAAAGCAUAUUCGAUUGUUCGUCUUGGCAAGGGACUCUGACGGUCUUACGGAUAAUAUCACCGUCAGGGUCCACGUGACGGAUGUGAAUGAUCACGCGCCUGUUUUCGACAAGUCCUGGUAUACUUUCGAUGUGGCUGAGGGCACUUAUUCCAAUUACGCUAUCGGUACGGUGCAAGCGCUUGAUGCCGAUUUCGGUGAAAACGCUAAUCUCAGUUACGAGCUGAUCACUAGCCAUGAGGAUUCGAAACAAGUGAACAACGCGUCACGAUCGUUCGAGGUAGAUCCACAUCAAGGAGUAAUACAAGUGAGCGGGAUUCUCGAUCGAGAGAGAGCUAUGACUCAUCGUCUUCUCGUGAUCGCUCGCGAUCAAGGCUCACCAAGCUUGAGUUCCUCUGUGGAAGUGGAGAUAAACGUAUUGGAUGUAAACGAUAACGCGCCAAUGUUCCACGGUUACGACGAGCUUGAGGAGGGUGAUCAGUUGCCGGUCUAUCGGGCUUCCAUCUUGGAGAACAGUCCAAUCGGCACGCAAAUUGCCAAAGUAUACGCAAACGAUAGCGAUUUCGCUGGCAAUGGAAAUGGGUUAAUCCUAUUUGAUCUGAGCUAUGAGGAUCACGCGGACAAACAAUAUUUUGCGGUAGACAGUAAGGAGGGCAUUAUCACGACUAUCGCUAAGCUCGACUACGAGACCAAGAAUAAUCAUCGUUUGAUCAUCACGGCGAGCGAUCUCGGUUCGCCGGUUAGUUUGACUUCCUCAGCUGUGGUCCUCGUCACGGUAUUGAACGUUGACGAUGACGACGAGGAGGCGGACAACGAGGUGCACAAGAUGCCAACCUUCCGGCAUCGAUAUUACGAAGUCGAGGUUGACGAGAACGCUUCCGUGCCGUUGCUGAUCGCACAGCUCGAUCUAACCGAUGAUCGGCAUGGUGAUUACAUAAGAUACAGCGUCGUGGCUGACGGUUCUGACAGCAGGGAUCACUUCUCAAUCGAUCCUAAGAACGGCUCCCUAUAUCUGACGACGGAGAUCGAUCGGGAAGCCAGAGAUCGGUAUGAGGUGAAGGUCAGAGUCGACAGAUUAAAGCUCGGCCGUGGCAUGCCAGUGAUGAUCUAUCCGGUCGUUGGUGAGAGGUUGAAUGGACUCGCGCCUAAUGAAGCUAGAGUGGUCGUCAGAGUGAAGGACGUGAACGACAACGCGCCCAGAUUCAAGACAAAAGACAAGCCCAUCCUCGCCGUUAUACCUACUACUGCUCAUUACGGUUACGAGGUCGUCAAAGUGGAGGCCGAGGAUCCGGAUCUGGGAAUAAAUGGUGAAAUACGUUAUCAAAUUCUUGGCCGAGAGGACGCUCCGCGUUUCGCCAUUGACCCACUCAGCGGUCAAGUGCGAUCUGUAGCGAGUUUUGGCCGCGACGCCGGUCGCGUCUUCGGUUUCGACGUCAAGGCCACUGAUAGACAGGGCGCCGAGAACGGUCGCAGCAGCAUUACCAACGUCUUCGUGUACGUGUUGGACGAUCAGAAGCAAGUCGUCAUGGUCAUGGGCCGGAAGCCUAUCGAGAUCGAGCCAGAACUCGAGAAUAUUACUAUAGCGUUGCAGAAUGUCACUGGUUUGGAUGUACGGAUAAGGAAGUUGGAGCCCCACAUUGAGAAGAACUUGAUCGAUGCAGCCUCUACCGAUGUUUAUCUGUACGCGAUCGAUCCACAUUUGAAUGUUAUGAUAGACAUGGAAACCUUGCACAGCGUUUUUAAUACCAAGAAAGCAGACAUAAAACGCGAACUAGAUGAAUAUCGUGUACUGGAAAUCGCUGGUAACGCCCCACGCAGAGGUAGUCAGCGUUACUUGCUGUCCGCCCUCGAAGUAGGCGUCGUGGUACUCGCCUGCGUCGUCUUCGUAGGUGCCCUCGUAACCGCCCUGUGCAUUACCUGUGUUCGUCGCAACAAACGUCGUAGACGACGAGACAAGGCCAUGUUCUCGACGGUUGGUCCGGUCGGAUUUGCUCUAACAGACCCCGCCGGCACUCUGCAAAAGCCACCGCUCUUUCCUACCUUCGUCGACGGUCUCCAUUACGACCCGGAACCCUUCUGUACCGAGAUGUCUAGGCGACAGAGCAUGUGCGAGCACGGCAAUUGCGUCCGCUUUCACACGAUGGGCGGGGGCGGAAAACAUGCGGUGAGGUCGACGGGAACCUUGAAAGGCCUCGAGGCAUCCGCGACAUCCCUGCAUUCCAGUGGUCAGGACUCUGGUAUCGUAGCGCGCACCUCUUGUCGUUGCAGUCACUCAUCUAGCCCUUCUAGUGGCGAGAGCAGCAACGGGUACGAAGACUCGCUCAAAUCCCUUCAACGUCGCGAGAGAUGCAAUGACGUCUCCCGUGGCAGUCACGAAACCUCCAGCGUGGUCGGGAGACGUGCAACGGCGGCGAAACGGCGGCAGCGGUUUCACUCCUUCUCGAACGCCGAAUCCGUUUAUGCCCACGAAAUGACCCUGCAGCGAGAGCAGCAGCAGCAGCAGCAGCAGCAGCAGCAACAGCAAUAGCAACAUUGCUGCAUCGGCACGGCGAAGAGACAAAAAGCGGAACAUCGCCGUGCUCAUUCCGAGGCGGAGAACAAUAUCACGGAGACGGUGAUACACGAGCACCCGGGCAUGGAGAUAUCGUUAGUGGGCUCCCUGCCGAAUACAUCGACUAUGCACGGUUCACAAUCAAGGACCAGCCACAUGCUCUAUUAGCAGCACCGAUUUGUAAAAAGAGGAGGAGCUUCCAAGGAGCACCGAGAUACAGCGGUUAUUUUUAUUCGACAAUUUAACGUUCCCUUUUGUAAAUUCGCGUAUAAAUUGCUGUUGUACCUCGCGUGCUCAUGGCGUGUCAUCUCGUUGCCAAAGUCUUCGUACGUCGUCACAAACCAGAGAAUCAUUCAUUCUGUAAAUAUACGGCAUCGUCUUUGGUAUUCGAUCUUCCAUGUUCUUUUUGACUAAUCGAGAUAGAUUAGGUAACGGCGUGACAAUUGUUGUUAAGAUUAUUUAUCGCGCUAAUGUUACAACAUUAAUAUAUUACAGAUGCAAAUGUUUAAGUACAAUAUUAAUAUAUUGCAUAUUAAGAUAAUUUGUUGUAGAUUAUGUACAGAUACAUUUGCGGUAAGUCCAUUUUGCGGUGGAUUAUUACCUUGACGUGUUAGCUGAAGAUUUAUUUAAUAUAUCUAUACGUAGUAUGUACGUUUGUGUAA